AUGAAUAGACAUACAGAUUCUGUCAGUGCAAAUGCACAGUGUACUCCAUCAAAUUCGAAAGACGAGAAAAAUAAUGUUUUAGCUGCUUAUCAUUCUCUGAUAUUUUCAAAAAAAGACAAGGACUGUUUCGAUGUCGCAGAUAUUGAACGCAAGUCUCUUGCUGUGAAGUAUAUGACAACAAAAUUGUCCGAUUCAGAAGAUAUGAAAGCUGUACUGCUUCGAAAGAGUCUUAAAGAUUAUCACAGCCUGAUAAAGGAUAAGAACGGAGUAAACAAUUACUGGAAACAAAUUAAAUCUCAAAUAUUGGACCCAAAAAAUGAUCCAUUAAAGUGGAAGUCAGAAUUAGAAGAUGUGGACGCUACAUUGAAUUUUAUAAAACCUUUGACUUGUCAGAAGCUCAGUACUCUACCUUGUAAAGAAAGAUCUUACAAUGAUAGGGAUAUAGAGAAACUAAUGAAUAACUCAAAGAAGAAAGACAUAGAAAGAAAUAGAAAAAUCUGUUCGCAGUUACAAGCAGCUUCUAGUCAGAAUUCAAGUCAAAAACUUUCAUUGAAGUCUAAUAACACACACAGUGAACAAAAUAUAUCUACAUAUUUCACAAACAUUCCUAGAAAUUUUAAUAAGCAUGUAAGUUCCGCCAAACAGAAUGUUUCCAAAGUACAAACAAAUGGUCAAUCUUCUUAUCAGAAUUUGGAUAGAUUUGUGCAAAAAGUGUCUCCUAAGUUAAGCAAUAAUAAUAUGAAUGAUAAAAGCUCGUACAGACCAAUAAAUCCUCAUGUACUACAAUUAAAACCAACUGCUCCUCCACAGACUAUCAGUGAAAGCGCCAAUAUGCAAAAAAUCGAUUUUGAUUCCUCUAGAAGCGCCAAUUACGACGAAUUAUACAUCCAAGAGAUGAAGAAGAACAAGUCUGUGCCAAAGAAGGGCGGCCGAAGGAUGGCUAAUUCUCAAUUCGUCUGUCCUUUCAAAUGCGAUAAGGAAGAGUCGGCGCAAAAUUACAAUACGCUACAAGGUAAAUCGAACGAAGAAGUAGAGGAUAAAAGGCUGAAGAACAUUGAUCCAAAUAUGAUCGAGUUGAUAAAAAAUGAGAUCAUGGAUUCAAGUAAAAUGAUAACGUGGGACGACAUCGCAGGACUCGUGACCAAGUUUCACCAGCCGUCCGUCGUCUUCAUUGAUGAGAUUGAUUCGUUGUUGACACAGCGUUCGGAGACGGAGCACGAGUCCUCCAGGAGGCUAAAGACGGAAUUCCUGGUGCAGUUAGACGGCGCGGCAACAUCUGAGGAAGAUCGUAUUUUAAUCGUUGGUGCAACCAAUCGACCGCAAGAACUGGACGAGGCGGCAAGAAGACGUCUCGUCAAGAGGUUGUAUGUUCCUCUGCCAGAACUCGAAGCGCGUAAACAGAUAAUAAAUAAUUUAUUGAUGUCGGUGAAUCACGAUCUUAAUGAGGAAGCUAUCAUGAAAAUCGCGGAGAAAUCGGCGGGAUAUUCCGGCGCCGAUAUGACUAAUCUCUGUAAAGAAGCAAGUAUGGAACCAAUCCGGAGCAUUCCCUUCAGUCAACUUGAAGAUAUAAAAAUGGAGGAAGUGAGACACAUAACAAACAGUGAUUUUGAACAGGCAUUAAUCAACGUGCGACCCAGUGUGUCUCAGUCGGAUUUAAAGAUUUAUAUCGAAUGGGAUCGUAUUUAUGGUUCUGGCACUGCUCAAAGUUAUAAAACCUAAUGCAAUAUGUGCAA
Messenger RNA from Acromyrmex echinatior (Panamanian leafcutter ant), 1733 nucleotides. Its product is annotated as fidgetin-like protein 1. Gene Ontology annotation, molecular function: microtubule severing ATPase activity; ATP hydrolysis activity; ATP binding. The record is from RefSeq and is a predicted model, not a curated record. Lineage: Eukaryota; Metazoa; Arthropoda; Insecta; Hymenoptera; Formicidae.